AUGGGCAUCCCCAUGGACGACAACAUUCACGCCCCUACAGUGGCCUCCGGACCGACGUCCGGGGCCACACCUCGCAACUAUUCUAAGUUGACCAUGCCCGAUCUCAUGCAGGAAAAGGAGCGGAUUGAGGCGGAGCUGUCGGCGCUCAGCAGUGUGCUCAGUUCGCAUGGAGUCAAUAUGAACACAUCCUUGACGACGUUCGAUGGAUUUCCACGCGACGAUAUCGACAUUGCCCAAGUUCGAACGACGCGCGUACGAAUCAUCCACCUACGAAACGAUCAUAAAGAUGUCAUGAAGUAUCUUGAGAAGGGUCUUCACGCUCAUUUCGCCCAAUUACAAAAUGCGCAAGCGACCGCCACCACGAACGGCACGACCGUUCCGUCAGUCGCAUCGAUGGCAGACAGCAGCAUCGCGGAUGCCAGUGCUCUAGGUGCGCCAUUCGCACGGGUCAACAGCGUGGAGCCCAGGAGUCCGGCAGAGCAGGCCGGCCUGAAGGCCGGCGAUACUAUUCGAGGAUUUGGAGGGGUGCAUUGGCUGAAUCAUGAGCGCCUCUCCAAGGUUGCCGAGACUGUACAGCAGAACGAAGGGCGCCCUGUCAUGGUCAAAGUAACCAGGAAAAACGAAGGCGCACCAGGAUCGACCGAGCUGGACUUACAGCUGACCCCACGGCGCAAUUGGGGCGGUCGAGGACUCCUGGGAUGUCAUCUUGUUCCUUUGUAG
Penicillium cataractarum is the source of this 720-nucleotide messenger RNA. RefSeq names its product putative 26S proteasome non-ATPase regulatory subunit Nas2. The transcript has 4 exons. NCBI's taxonomy places the organism in Eukaryota, Fungi, Ascomycota, Eurotiomycetes, Eurotiales, Aspergillaceae. The record is from RefSeq and is a predicted model, not a curated record. Gene Ontology annotation, cellular component: cytoplasm; nucleus. Gene Ontology annotation, molecular function: protein binding. The coding region runs from base 1 to 720 and encodes 239 amino acids. Gene Ontology annotation, biological process: proteasome regulatory particle assembly.